AGGAGGAAGGUGACAGAGAGAGGGGGGUUGAGGGAGGCAGUGGACAGGGAGGAGGGGGUAACUACAAAUAGCCGGGGGCAGUAGGUUCUCCUUCAGUGCUCCCCUGUGCUGCAGCCCUCACCAGGCUCUCUGUAUCUUCCACCAUGGCCUCCUACAGCUCCUCCGCCCAAAACGCCUCCUCCUACCGCCGCCACUUCGGCCAUGGCGCCUACGCCUCGCCCAGCCUCAACCGAUCGAUGUUGGGUCACAGCGGCGGAGGCGGGGGCCACUCCAGCUCCAGGGUCUAUGAGGUGACCCGGACCAGCUCCACGCCAGCCUACCGGGUCUCCUCCAGCUACUACGGGAAGCCCCUAAUGACCUCCCGGGCCUCCGUCGGGCGCUCCUACGGCGGCAUGGGCGAGACGCUGGACUUCAGCCUGGCCGACGCCCUCAACCAGGAGUUCCUGACAACGCGGACGAACGAGAAGGUGGAGCUGCAGCACCUGAACGACCGCUUCGCCAGCUACAUCGAGAAGGUCCGCUUCCUGGAGCAGCAGAACGCGGCGCUGGCGGUGGAGGUGGAGCGCAUGCGCGGCCGCGAGCCAACACGCAUCGCCGACCUGUACGAGGAGGAGAUGAGCGAGCUGAGGAGGCAGGUGGAGAUCCUGACCAAUCAGAGGUCACGUAUAGAGGUGGAGCGGGACAACAUGGCCGACGACUUGGACAAAUUCAAACUCAGACUCCAGGAGGAGAUUCUCCAGAAAGAGGAAGCAGAAAACAACCUGGCUGCUUUCAGGGCGGACGUGGAUGCUGCCACUCUGGCUCGCCUGGACCUGGAGAGACGCAUCGAGACGCUGCAGGAGGAGAUCGCCUUCCUGAAGAAGAUCCAUGAAGAGGAGAUCCGUGAGCUGCAGACACAGAUGCAGGAGACUCAGGUGCAGAUCCAGAUGGACAUGUCCAAACCGGACCUGACAGCGGCGCUGCGGGACAUCAGAGCCCAGUAUGAGGGCAUCGCGGCUAAGAACAUCUCCGAGGCCGAGGACUGGUACAAGUCAAAGGUGUCUGACCUGAACCAGGCAGUGAGCAAAAACAACGAGGCACUGAAGUCGGCCCGGCAGGAGACCAUGGAGUUCAGACACCAGAUCCAGUCAUACACCUGCGAGAUCGACUCGCUCAAAGGCACCAAUGAGUCCCUGAUGAGGCAGAUGAGGGACAUGGAGGACCGGCAUGGGCGCGAGGCCGGCGGCUUCCAGGACACCAUCGCCCGGCUGGAGGCGGAGAUCGCCAACAUGAAGGACGAGAUGGCGCGCCACCUCCGCGAGUACCAGGACCUGCUCAAUGUCAAGAUGGCGCUGGAUGUGGAGAUCGCCACCUACAGGAAGUUGCUGGAAGGGGAGGAGAGCAGGAUUACCUUGCCUGUGCAGAGCUACUCCACCAUGAGCUUCAGAGAGACCAGCCCCGAGCAACAGCAGCGCGCCUCUGAGAUGCAUUCAAAGAAAACUGUCCUCAUCAAGACCAUUGAAACCCGUGAUGGAGAGGUCGUCAGCGAGUCGACGCAGCACCAGCACGACAUCAUGUAACCACCUGCAGAAGAGACGAAGAAACAGAAACACAUCUGUCCUCGUCUGAGUGAGACAGAUAAGGACAACAAACAAGAGAACACGUGCAAAUAAAACUAAAAGUAAAAAGACUUUACAGACUCCUGAUUAAAGCCUGUACUGUUUUACUGCAAUAUGUGAAUUUAACUGUAUCAGGGUUUAUUUACCAAGCUACUCUGCAAAAAAAAAAAAAAAAACUUUUACUGUUUUACUGACUGUCAUCUGUCCCCCUCUAGUAGCCAUAGUAAUAAUCAUUGAGGGUGAUGCAGAGUUUAAAUAGCAGAAUUCACGCUUGAGUCCGAACUUUCACCGAGGAGAACGGGGUUCAUGUUCCAUGUAAAAACAAAAGUAAACUGAACUUCCAUGUUUCCUGCAUCACACUUUUACUUUACUACAUCACUUCCGGUGGUGAUGGCAUUUAUGUAAAUUUUCUUUGCUGUUUAAAGCAGGGGUCUGCAGCCUUCAUAUCGUAUUUUGAGCCUUAUUACAAUAAAACAGUCUACUAAUUUUAAAUCAGCCUAUCAACAAUACUAAUACUAUAUG
This is a messenger RNA of Centropristis striata (black sea bass), 2120 nucleotides long. RefSeq names its product desmin b (gene desmb). The record is from RefSeq and is a predicted model, not a curated record. Gene Ontology annotation, cellular component: sarcolemma; Z disc; intermediate filament. The coding region runs from base 144 to 1559 and encodes 471 amino acids. The transcript has 9 exons. Gene Ontology annotation, biological process: skeletal muscle organ development. Lineage: Eukaryota; Metazoa; Chordata; Actinopteri; Perciformes; Serranidae.